AUGAUGCGCCGAAAAGAGGUUUAUACCAAUAUCACACCCAUCCCCUCAUCCGUACCCCGCCAACUAGCCCUCGACAUCCUACACAGCCACAGCGAAAUAAUCACACUAAACCCACUCGUCAUCUCACAUCAGCCAGUCAAGGCUCCACGCGAUGCAGUCGCCGACGAGUACUACUCAACAUGGUACGAGAUCAUCGAACGAGUACAAUAUCUCCCUGGUCUGGGCAAGAUGGGCUCCGGCAAGAUUAGCUUCAAAGGCUGUUUCCACAACGUCGAAUGGGGACUAGAAACGCACAUGUACGCGCCGAUGGGAAUCGACCUAAAAAGCAAAUGGCGCAUUGCAGGCAACGAAGGCGAAGCAGUCGCUCCACAAGCCGGACUCUAUCUGCGCGAGGAUAUCGAGAUUGAAUGCAACCGCACGCUAAUUUCAUUCGUCAAGACUCAGUUGAAAGCCGCUUCGAAGGUGCUGGUAGAUCGACUGAUUAAGAAAGCGGAGCUUCUUGAUGCGGGUGUUUUGCAGGGUAUGAUGGAAGAUGGGAAAUUGACGACGUAUAAUCCGGCCGAUCGGUCGAGCAGAAUUAUGAGGGGGGCAUCGGUUGCGUCGCGGAGAUCAGAUCAAAUGUCUAUGUCGUCGUCUUCUUGGGCGCCGAGGUCGCCGACGGAGUCGGUGCAGAUGGGACCGAUGUCUCCUGGGUAUGCAUCUCCGGUGCAAUAUGGACAAGAACAUGGUAAAAGCUUUGCUGCGGAACUACCGGCGGACUUUUAUCAUCCGCAGCCUGGUUCUAAUACAUAUCAAGAGUUGCCGGAUACCAGUCGAUAUUCGAAAUCGUCACGGUUGGAUCAGGGGUAUGCUGAGCUAGCUGCUAUGGAAGAGACUUCGGAGGAGCGUAGUGAAGGGGUACAUUGGAAAGGAAAUAGAGCUAUAUAG
Molecule: messenger RNA, 927 nt
Organism: Penicillium concentricum
Lineage: Eukaryota; Fungi; Ascomycota; Eurotiomycetes; Eurotiales; Aspergillaceae
Exons: 1
Coding region: 1-927 (308 amino acids)
Source: RefSeq, a predicted model, not a curated record